AUGAUCACCGCUCAAGCAGUAUUGUAUCAGCAACAUGGAGAGCCACAGGAAGUAUUAUUCACUCAUAGUUUUAAAAUUGAUGAUGAGAAUUUGAAGCCAGAUGCGGUAGUUGUUAAAACAUUGGCAUCUCCUGUAAACCCAUCUGAUAUCAAUCAAAUCCAAGGAGUAUACCCUUCAAAGCCACCGAAAACUUUAGACUUUGGCACUGAAGAACCAGCUGCUCCUUGUGGUAACGAGGGAUUAUUUGAAGUUUUGAAAGUUGGCGAAAAUGUCAAGGAUUUCCAGCCUGGGGAUUGGGUGAUCCCAAGUAACGUUAAUUUUGGUACUUGGAGAACUCAUGCCUUGGGGACCGUCUCCAACUUUAUCAAAUUGCCCAACCCUGCUCAAACACAGCAGCAAAAUGAUCCUGCCAAAAAGGGGCUAACUGUGAGUCAAGCUGCUACAAUCUCUGUAAAUCCACCCACUGCGUAUCUCAUGUUGACUCAUUAUGUAAAACUUAGAUCAGGAAAAGAUUGGUUUGUUCAAAACGGAGGAACUUCGGCAGUUGGAAAAUACGCAUCUCAAAUCGGUAAACUUUUGGGAAUCAAUUCAAUCUCGGUGGUUAGAGACAGAGAUGAUCUCGAUGAAACUAGAGAAAAAUUGAAACAAUUGGGUGCGACAAUAGUCAUUUCUGAAAAGGAAAACUUGUCCAGAGAAGUGAGCGCUGAUAUCAAGUCUCGUGUCAAAGAAACUCAAGGUGAAGUGAAACUCGCCCUCAAUUGUGUUGGAAGCAAGUCGUCUCAGGGGAUUGCCAAGAAAUUGAAUCAUAAUGGAUUAAUGUUGACCUAUGGCGGUAUGUCGAUGCAGCCAGUCUCGAUUCCAACAUCCUUGUUUAUCUUUAAAAAUAUAAUAUGUGCUGGAUUCUGGGUCACUGAGUUGUUGAAAAACAAUCCAGAGUUGAAAAAAAAGACAUUGGCGCAGAUAGUUGAAUGGUACGAAACAGGUAAAUUGAGCGAUGCCCCUACUAACAAGAUCCAAUUCAAUGAAGAUGCUAAAGAGGAAUUACAUUCGUUAUAUCUCCGUGGUAUUAAUGACAAAAAUGGCAAACAAUUAAUCACCUAUAAUAUAGGGGUAAAUGAGUAA
Molecule: messenger RNA, 1122 nt
Organism: Lodderomyces oxycetoniae
Lineage: Eukaryota; Fungi; Ascomycota; Pichiomycetes; Serinales; Debaryomycetaceae
Gene: ETR1
Product: Etr1p
Exons: 1
Coding region: 1-1122 (373 amino acids)
Biological process (GO): fatty acid metabolic process
Cellular component (GO): mitochondrion
Molecular function (GO): trans-2-enoyl-CoA reductase (NADPH) activity
Source: RefSeq, a predicted model, not a curated record